GACUUUAUCCAGAGCGGCUACACCACUGAGGCCUGCCAAGCAGACCCGCGGCCCCACCAGCACCCACUCUUGCCUCCACGUUCCCACUCCCCUCUGCCCAUUACCUCUGAGCGAGCUUGGGCGGGGACGCCGUCCUUAGAGGGCCCCAGGAGCCUUCCCGACUCUGGCCGAGCUUCACCCUGCAUGAGAGAUGGAGAGUUCUUCUUACGCCUCCUGCAGACAGAAGUGGAGAGGAUGGAGGGCUGGUGCCAGAACAUGGAGAGGGAGGCAGAGGAGAACGAACUUCCAGAGGACGUUCUUGAGCUGAUUCGAAAUGCAGUUGGCAGCGCCCAGAUGCUCAUGUCUCAGAAAGUCCAGCAGUUCUUCCGCCUCUGCCAACAAAGUGUGGACCCAUCAGCCUACCCCCAGCCUACGUCUCAGGACCUGGCAGCCUUCUGGGACCUGCUCCAGCUCAACAUAGAGGACGUCAGGGUCAAGUUUCAGGACCUUCAGAGGCUCAAGGACUCUGGUUGGAGGCUCCCACCUGAAAAGAAGGAGGACAAGAAGCUUCCUCCUCCCUUACCAAAGAAGCCAGCGGGCGGGGUGAGGCACACCCUACCCAUCAGGGAGAAGUCCCUGGACCUCGGGGACCGUCAGAGGACAGAAGCGAGGAGGAGGCUGCUGCAGACCAAGCGUACUGCCUCCUUCAGGCAGAACUCUGCCACGGAGAGCGCUGACAGCAUCGAGAUCUACAUCCCUGAAGCCCAGACUCGACUCUGAACACCAGGCUGAGGUGUCUCCCUCCCACCUCCUCAAUCACCCUUACCCUCGCGAAGCUGGCCUGUGCACCAAUGUCAGUCCUUCUCUGAGCCCAGUUUUGGAUCUUCUGCGAGUCAUUGCUGUUUAUGCGCUACUCCCCCUCAGCCAUUCCAUCAAAUUCAGUUAUCAUACUCAUUAAACAAGCAAUGACAGCCAUGUUAGUGUCUUGAAAUUUGGACAUUUUACUGACACAGAGGCCUCGACCUGAAACGGUAGCUAGCAGUUACUGACGUUUUUAGGUCUCUGGAGUUCUUUUUUUAUUAUCAUUUUUGGCUGACAACAAACAAGAACCAGUCCACUUUUAUAACAGUAGUCAGCAGAGGUUCACGCAGUAGUAGCAUGCCUGUGCGUGUUCACCUAGCACAUCUCCAUCACUGAAAAUAAAGGGCUUAACAGGCACAAGACCUCUGACAGAAUCUCCCAGUGUGGAUCCCUGAUGGGGUUUGCAGCAAAAUCAGCUACACGUUAUACUUGUGGGGUUUCUGAAUCACGACGUAUCCAUCCCCUUCACCG
This is a messenger RNA of Stegastes partitus (bicolor damselfish), 1311 nucleotides long. Its product is annotated as disks large-associated protein 3-like. Gene Ontology annotation, cellular component: postsynaptic specialization; glutamatergic synapse. Lineage: Eukaryota; Metazoa; Chordata; Actinopteri; Pomacentridae. The annotation marks the transcript as partial. Gene Ontology annotation, biological process: signaling. The record is from RefSeq and is a predicted model, not a curated record. The transcript is spliced from 5 exons. Gene Ontology annotation, molecular function: molecular adaptor activity.